This is a messenger RNA of Colletotrichum paranaense, 1038 nucleotides long. RefSeq lists its product as uncharacterized. The record is from RefSeq and is a predicted model, not a curated record. NCBI's taxonomy places the organism in Eukaryota, Fungi, Ascomycota, Sordariomycetes, Glomerellales, Glomerellaceae. The coding region runs from base 1 to 1038 and encodes 345 amino acids. The transcript is spliced from 3 exons.
AUGGAUAAUAACAAGAACGACGAGAUGCAGACCAAGAUUUGCCUAGUACAGAAAAUUCGGAAGGAAAUCGAACCAACGAAGUUGCCAUCUCAUUUUGGCAUCUACAGAGUAGGUUUCUGGAGCAUUCUCAUGAUGGUCGAUAUUGCCCACCUUUUGGACCUCUUGCACAAAUUGCAGACUUUUCCAAAGGCCGAGAGAAGGACGUUCCUGAGACAACUCGACCGUACGACGAAAGUGUUCCCGCAGCUCAUCAGACUCUGUCUUAGUCAAUGGGUUGCGGCUGAACAGUCAGGAAGCUUGGCGCCUUCGGAACAGUCUCAACUUGCGAUUGAAGAAACCAAGGCGACUCCGUCACAGGCACGCAAUCGCGAUAGACAUUUAUGCGUUGCUACCGGAACUUCUGACCCAAACGUUUGUCACAUUGUCGCCCCAAUCAUCUGGCGCCAUAUUCCGAGCAGCCUUAUCGUGGCUACCCAAGUUUCAGGACUCUUUGGAUGGGAUGAAGACUUUUACACCAGGCUCAGAUCAAAGUUCUUGCACGAGGAGGAGGGCUAUGGGGGUAUCACCACACUAAUGACGAACAUGAUCUGUCUCGGUCGCGAGUUGGAACCAGGCUGGUCCGAAGGACUCUUUGCCUUAGAACCCCUUGAGCCACUUGAUCACGACUCAUCGGCCAUGGCGACACUGCGACUAAGGGUUCACUGGCUAAGUCGAACUCGAUUCACGUCUAUGGCAAGCAGGAUGGGUAAGUCCUUCUCUACUGACCCCCGCGAGGUGCUCGUUGAGGAGAAUGGGCAGACUAUCAGCUCUCGCAUGAUCAAACAUGGGUCCAUUACCGAGAUCUCUGACAAAAGUCAGGAGCAGCUUCCAGAUAGGGACCUGCUCCGACUCAGAUGGCUGCUUAUGAGACUUCACGCAUUAUCCGGUGCCCCGAACCCCUGCAUCUACCCUUGUGACUCUAACGAGAUGAUGAAGAUGUUGAAUCAGGGAGGGAUAUACGAUGAUGACCACUCGGAAUACUCCGACGAGGAGGAAUGA